This is a messenger RNA of Engraulis encrasicolus (European anchovy), 1588 nucleotides long. Its product is annotated as keratin, type I cytoskeletal 50 kDa-like. Gene Ontology annotation, molecular function: structural molecule activity. Bases 168 to 1535 code for a protein of 455 amino acids. Lineage: Eukaryota; Metazoa; Chordata; Actinopteri; Clupeiformes; Engraulidae. The record is from RefSeq and is a predicted model, not a curated record. Gene Ontology annotation, cellular component: cytoskeleton. The transcript is spliced from 8 exons.
CUGAUUAGCAGAUUGGUUUAGAUGGGACUGCUUGUUGCAAGUGUUACAAGUUCUUAAAAUGUUUCAGCCAUUCACACUUUCAUCACUAUCAAAAUGCAUGUGCUACUCAUACUUUGCUGCAUCAAGCACUUUUUAAGUAUUGUAGUUUCUUUAGAAAUAGUUUCAUCAUGAUUGAUAGUAUCAGAGAAUCUUUAACCAGUGAGAAUUACUUAAGUUCUUCAGGGUCCUCCUCUGCCGCUUCCCUGUCUGGGGGCAGUGUUCGCGCCAGCAUCCUGAGGGCCGGCAGCGUGUACGGAGGAGCAGGUGGUGCUGGGGUCCGCAUCUCGGGUGCGUCCCGCAUGCUCACCUUGGGUGGUGGCGCUGGAGGUGGAGCUGGCUUCGGCCUGGCCGCUGGAGGUGGAGCAGGUUUUGGCCUGGCUGCUGGCGGUGGAGCUGGUUUUGGCCUGCUGGCCUUGAGUGGAGCAGCUGCUGUCAGUGGGAAGUUCGCCAUGCAGAACCUGAACGACCGUCUGGCCGCCUACCUGGUGAAGGUGUCGACCCUGGAGAAGGCCAACGCUGGGCUGGAGCUGAAGAUCAGACAGUUCCUGGACAGCAAGACCACUGUCGAGGCCCACGACUACAGGGCCUAUAUGACGGUCAUUUCUGAACUGCAGGCAAAGAUCCAAGCCCUCCUGACCAUCAAGGGCAGCGUUCACCUGACCAUUGACAAUGCUCAACUGGCUCUGGACGACUUCAAACUCAAGUAUGAGAAUGAGCUCUCUAUUCGUCAGACGGUGGAGGCUGAUGUUGCGGGCCUCAAAGCAGUCCUUGGGGACCUAGUCAGUGCCAAUAAUGAUCUGACAGCACGUAUGGCCGGGUAUCAGGAGGACCUGGCCGUUCUCAAGAAGGACCACGCAGGAGACCUGCUUGCCCUGCGUGCACAGAUUGGCCACAAGGUGAAUGUUGAGGUGGAUGCCGCACCCCAAGGGGACCUCAUGGCAGUCCUGGCUGGAGUUCGGGAGCACUACGAGGCUGUGGCUGCCAAAAACAGGAAGGAACUGGAGGCAUGGUUCCAUGCUAAGACGGAAAGCCUGAAGACGGCGGUGACCACCAGCACUGCAACCCUGCAAGUCAGCAGCUCUGAGAUGACCACCAUGAAGAGCACUCUUCAGACUCUCCAGAUCGAACUCAUGGCCAUCACUGGCCAGAAAGCUUCCCUGGAGACCUCGCUGGCUGAGAAAAAGAUGCGUUUUGCCGCCAUGCUGGCCGGUUUCCAGUCUCAGGUGACCAGCCUUGAGGCCCAGCUGGCUCAGCUGCGCGCAGGCCUGGAGACCCAGAGCGCUGACUACCAGCUCCUCCUGGACAUCAAGACCAAACUAGAGAUGGAGAUCGCACAGUACAGCAGACUGCUGGAAGGAAAUUUCAGUGCUGCCGCGGCCGCAUCAUCAUCAUCCAGCACCAGGACCAAGUUCGUCACCGUUACGGAGGAAUUGGUUGAUGGGAAGGUUGUGUCAUCCUCAGCUUCCAAUUCAUCUUACAUUCCUCGCCUCAGCUAAAUGUACAGUACACACAGAUGUGGCAGCACAUUUGAAAAUGAAGGAGAAAAGAA